AUGAAGGAAGCCGAGACGAGCGGUCACAAGACUGUGCAUCGUGCUUCCAAUGCGGGCUCUCAUUUGAGUCCAUUUUCUAUACACGGAUCAACUGUUCCUGCAUCAUCAUCUGCGCCGUUGCUUGGUGUCUUCUCGGCCAAUACUGAUCAGGCUCAACCGACUCCAGUCAACACGCACGGUGCGAAUGGGGAGGCAUCCAAUACACAUGUCUAUCCACCGAGUAAAAGACAGGAUGCGUCGACGGCGCGGCUACCAUUGAGUGGAUACAAAGAAGACGCCGAUCCGACUUAUGAUCGUUCGAAUUUCAGUGUUCCCAAGCUCUCCACAGGUUCGUCGAACUUGGACUCUGAAGUAGGGGAUCUUCGGCCAAUGAUUUCCCAUUCAGCGGUCGACAUCGAGAUGACAAUGGAAAACAAUACGUCCUUGGGCUUUGAUCCUGGUCUUUUCGACCAGUCAAUGAAUUCCACCAUCAACUGGCUUCCCACCGACUUACUUCCGGGGGACUUGCUCGAUCAGACCCAGCCUGUCGGUAUCUCCUCGCAUUACAAUCAAUCUUUUGGUCCAGGCCCAUACUUCUCUCCCGUAGCAUGGCAGCCGCCAGUCGUGCUUGCUAGUCAGAACGACUCCGCGCAUCAACAGACAUCCUCCAAGCGGCCAUCCGUGCAGAUUUCUACAGCCAACAGGGACAGCCCCGGUCAAUAUUCGCAUGGUGCGAGCGAGACGUCGCCUCAAACCAUAUCUAUGGACUCCACCAAAGGCUCAGUUGGCCAUUCCACCGAGGAUUUAGGACCCAGAUAUCAGAAAUAUAGAAAGAAUCCUUCGUCAUUUGCGGACUCACCCGUCAGCUCGAUCGCCCUUGGAAAACAAAUACUUGAAGACACUGAGCGUCGGUUCGAAUUUCCUGUCAUCUCCGAGAUCUGUGCGGAUCAGACAUCGGCAGAUCCGAAACGACGCACCAAAAGCAUCGAAUCUUCGACUUACGAUGAGAUACAUCGACAAUUUAUAUCGCUUUGUUACCGCGAGAAUCCGUUCUACAAGGUCUUCGAAACGGAGAGAUUUCCAACAGCGGACCAGCUCACCUGGUUUGUUGGACUCUUCUUUGAUUCCUUCCAGACUGUAUAUCCGAUAUUGCAUCUUCCAGCUUUCAAUCCAAAUUCAUGCCACUGGCUAUUGAUAACAUCAAUAGCAGCGCUCGGCUGCCAUGUCGCACACAUCCCUGAGACGGAACAGUGCACAGCGGCUCUCCACGAGUUUGUUCGACGAGGUAUCCUUGUUGAGAAAGAAAAGACCCACCCGGCUCGAACUUCUCUCGAGACCCUGCAAGCUAUGCUGUUCAACUGUAUCGGAUUGAUUCAUAGCGGAGCUGAACGAGAUAUCUCCUCGGCCUUGAGCAGCUUUGGUGAUCUCGUAGCGCUUUCGAACACCACCCGAUUAUUGGCACCGCGAAAUCUCCACCUAGAUGGGGCAUCACAUGAUGCAGAUUGGAUCUGUUGGGCUCAAGAUGAGACCAGGAGACGAACUGGCUACUGCAUAUGGCUACUGGACUCCAACGAAUCAUUAUAUGACGCCGUGCACAUCCUCUACGUUGAGAAACGCCUGAUACCAGGCAUUGGCGAAUUCAGUCACAUCCUACUCAUUCACGCUCUCUACCAUCGAAUGUGGGAAGUAGGUGACUACUUUCGUCGACCAUUAUCAUUCUGGACCCCCACCGCCAAAAAGCAAUCCCGUGAAACCGCCAUCCCCACCGGCUCUGUCUGGCUCCCCGGAAUCCCAUCCUAUUCGAAAUGGCGCAACAGCGCAUGUGACUGUCUAGACAUCCUGCACUGGACCGCAAACAGUACCGUAGCCAAAGCCGCCGGCCUCGAGCACCCGACCAUUCUUCACCUCCAUACCGCACGACUAAUUCUCCUCGCUCCAUUCCGCGAAAUGCGAUCACUCGCCACCGCUCUGGCGACCGAAAAGCUACCCUGGAGCAAGCGACACCAAUCCCUGGAAUGGCAGUAUAUCCGACGCUGGAUCGAGCACGAUCAAUACAAAGCGCGCCUAUCAAUAGUUCACGCUGGCGUGACCCUCUGGCAUAUCCGUCGCUAUUCAACCAAUUCGUUCCACGAACCUGUCGCGACAUUCAUCGCUAUUCUGACUCUAUGGGCAUACGGAGCUUGUCAUGCGCAUGCGUCACACGACUCGAGUCCGCUUCCUCAUUCGCAGGCGCGUGUUGAGCCUGGACAUGAGCCGCGUUUCAUUCAUUUGGAUCGUCCGUGUGAUGAUGAGCUUGUGCAGCUCUUUGUUCGGGACGGUCAUGCAAUGAAGGCAAAUCUUACCGGUGUUGGUGAUCUUUGUGGAGCUGAGGGUCCGGAAAGACAUUUGCGAGUUGGUUGUGAGAUUCUUUCGGGGUUGAGUGCGUGGGGUUAUUCGAGGAAGUUUGUGGCGAUCUUGACUAGGCUUGCUGACUUGACUGCGCAUCACUCGUCUUGGAAUCAUUCGUCAGUGUGA
Molecule: messenger RNA, 2493 nt
Organism: Penicillium olsonii
Lineage: Eukaryota; Fungi; Ascomycota; Eurotiomycetes; Eurotiales; Aspergillaceae
Source: the annotation of a GenBank genome assembly